GGCAGUAGAGGCUCCCGCUCACCCAUUCAGGAAUGAAGAACUGUUCCAAGCUGGUGAUUUUUCGAUCGACGAAUACAGGCCCAUGAAAGUUGUCUGCAUCGGUGCUGGCUUCAGCGGGAUCACUGCAGGCAUUCGGUUCUCCCAGAGGGUGCCGAAUAUCGACCUGAAGAUUUACGAUAAGGCUGCUGGAGUCGGCGGCACAUGGUAUGCCAACAAGUAUCCUGGACUUGCGUGCGACAUACCUUCUCACUGCUAUCAACUCACAUUCGAGGAAAACCGCCAAUGGUCCUCGUUCUACGCGCCCGGCCCAGAGAUCCUAGCAUACCUGCAAAAUCUGGUAAUGAAGUACAAGAUCACGAGGUAUAUACAUCUGCGACACGAGCUCAUGAGCGCUCGAUGGGAUGCCGAUGCUGGCAAAUGGCACUUGCGCAUUCGACGACAUUCUUCGCUUAGCGAUGGCAAGACCGAAGUUGUACCUCCGUCGCCGGCAAGUUCCUCUCGAGACUCGACCUUAGUUGAUGAAGAGUAUGAAGACUUUGAAGAUAUUACCGAUGUGCUGUUCCUCGGUACUGGUGCACUCAGUCGGUGGUCUUGGCCUGAUAUCGAGGGUUUGAAUAAUUUCAAGGGACGCCUGCUUCACAGCGCCCAGUGGGACGUAUCAGACGGUGCGUGGGAAGAAGGGGUAAAGGACUGGAACAAGAAGGACGUUGGAGUGAUUGGAUUGGGUUCAACCGCUCUUCAAAUUGUCCCAGCACUGCAGCCAAAAGUAAACCACCUGGUGAACUUUGUGCGUGGGAAAACAUGGAUUGCACCGUCCGCCUGCGAGGAUAAACUCGUACACCUGUUAUCCCGUCCCUCAUCUGGGAAUCACACCUUCACCGAGGAAGAGCGCCGUUUAUUCGAAGACACAGAAUAUUACAAGUCAUUCCGACAUAGCCUAGAAUCUGAACUCAAUGCAGCUUACAGUAUAUGCUUGCGCGACUCUCCAAUACACAAGGCGGUCACAGAGAUUUUCCGAAAGGAUAUGGUUGCACGAUUAGCGAAGAAGCCAUGGAUUGCUGAUUAUAUCGUUCCCUCUUUCGAGGUUGGUUGCAAGCGACUCACCCCAGGGCCUGGAUAUCUCGAAGCACUCUGUGAGGAAAACGUCCACUUUGAGACCACGCACAUCAAACGUGUCACGCAUAAUGGUGUAGAACUUAUCGACGGGCGCCAUCACAAGCUCGACGUGCUUGUCUGCGCGACUGGUUUCGAGACAUCCUAUCGCAUGCCGUUCGACGUGAUCGGUCGUGAAGGACGCGACCUGCGUGUCCAAUGGGAGCCACACGCGUCAGCAUAUCUUGCUGUCGCUGUUGACGGCUUCCCCAAUAUGUUCAUGUCACUCGGCCCCAACUCAUUUGUCAAUGCGGGCUCCCUUCUCGGGCUUAUGGAGCGCCAGGUUGAUUAUGCUGUUGCUGCCACGUUGAAAUUACAGCGUGAACGCUUGAAGAGCAUGGAGGUCAAAGCAGAAGCUGUUGCUGAUUAUAACGAAUAUUUGAAGGAUUAUUUUCCAAAGACUGUAUUUUCUGGCCAGUGCCGCUCGUGGUAUAAGAGCAAGGAUGGUUCGAUCACAGGUUUAUGGCCAGGAUCUUGCUUGCACGCUAUUUGUACUCUGUCGCAUCCGCGGUGGGAAGAUUUUAACUACGAACUGUUUGACAAGACGCGCAACAGGUUCUUCUGGCUUGGUGAUGGUCAAACUCACAACGAGAAAAUGAUGACUGGUGAUCGAGCGUGGUAUUUGAACGAUGAUCAAGUCGAUAUUCCGCCAGUACCAAUAGACUAAACCUAUGUUACAUGAAUGCCAAGACUGAUAUGACGGACGCACG
Heterobasidion irregulare TC 32-1 is the source of this 1862-nucleotide messenger RNA. RefSeq lists its product as uncharacterized. The coding region runs from base 83 to 1819 and encodes 578 amino acids. NCBI's taxonomy places the organism in Eukaryota, Fungi, Basidiomycota, Agaricomycetes, Russulales, Bondarzewiaceae. The transcript is spliced from 15 exons. The record is from RefSeq and is a predicted model, not a curated record.